Messenger RNA from Talpa occidentalis (Iberian mole), 663 nucleotides. RefSeq names its product claudin-22-like. The transcript has a single exon. Lineage: Eukaryota; Metazoa; Chordata; Mammalia; Eulipotyphla; Talpidae. Gene Ontology annotation, cellular component: bicellular tight junction; plasma membrane. Bases 1 to 663 code for a protein of 220 amino acids. The record is from RefSeq and is a predicted model, not a curated record. Gene Ontology annotation, biological process: cell adhesion; bicellular tight junction assembly. Gene Ontology annotation, molecular function: structural molecule activity.
AUGGCGCUCACCUUUAGAGCUGCGGCACAGUGGGCUGGGAUUUCAUUGUCUUUGCUGGGAUGGGUUUUAUCCUGCCUCACCAACUACCUGCCCCAGUGGAAAGACCUCAACCUGGAUUUAAAUGAAAUGGAGACCUGGACCCUGGGCCUCUGGCAAACCUGUGUCGUCCAAGAGGAAGGUGGGAUACAGUGCAAGACCUUCGAUUCUUUCCUGGCUCUGCCUGCUGAACUCAGGAUCUCCAGGAUUUUAAUGUUUCUGUCCAACGGGCUGGGAUUUCUGGGCCUGCUGGUCUCUGGCUUUGGCCUGGACUGCCUGAGAGUUGGAGAGAGUCAGCAGGCUCUGAAGAAGCAGCUGCUGAUCUUGGGGGGCAUCCUGCUCUGGACAGCAGGCAUCUCGGUCUUGGCUCCUGUUUCCUGGGUCGCCCACAUGACGGUGCAGGCGUUUUGGGACGAGACGGUCCCGGAGAUCGUGCCUCGGUGGGAGUUUGGGGAUGCCCUGUUUCUCGGCUGGUUCGCUGGUUUUUUCCUGCUCCUGGGAGGCUGUCUGCUGAACUGUGCAGCCUGCUCCUCCCGGCCCCCUCUAGUUUCGGGCCACUAUGCAGCGGCGGAAAUGCAGUAUCACUGCCAACACCUGGAGAUGAAAACCACCCACCUGAGGAUCUGA